AGCUGCCAUGUGACUGAGAGGUUGUGACGGGAUAACUCCGAGAAAAAAAAAGGAAUACAAGAGGACAUGCUGUGCUCGGCCUCGUCGCCGCCUCCUCCCGCCGGCGGGCAUGCCGCCGCCGACCACCACGCGCGCCUGAGGUCCGCGGCCACGCGCUCCGACCUGCCGGGCGCGCUCGCCGCCUUCGCCGCCAUGUCCAGCUCCGCGUCCGCCAGCCCCGUCCUCCGCACCUUCACUUCCCUCCUCAAGCUCUGCGCGGCGCGCGCCGACCUCGCGACCGGCCGCGCCGUCCACGCGCAGCUCGCCGCGCGGGGGCUCUCCGCGGAGUCCCUCGCCGCCACGGCGCUGGCCAACAUGUACGCCAAGUGCCGCCGGCCGGGCGACGCGCGCAGGGUGUUCGACCGUAUGCCCGUGCGGGACCGCGUCGCCUGGAACGCGCUCGUGGCCGGGUACGCGCGGAACGGGCUCGCCGGGGCCGCCAUGGAGAUGGUCGUCCGGAUGCAGGAGGAGGACGGGGAGCGGCCCGACUCCGUCACGCUCGUGUCUGUGCUGCCCGCCUGCGCCGACGCCCAGGCGCUCGGGGCCUGCCGCGAGGUGCACGGGUUCGCGGUCCGCGCUGGCUUCGACGAGCUCGUCAAUGUCUCCACGGCGAUCCUUGACGUGUACUGCAAGUGCGGGGCGGUUGAGGUUGCCAGGGCUGUCUUUGAUCGGAUGCCGGAUAAGAACUCUGUUUCUUGGAAUGCCAUGAUCAAGGGGUAUGCUGAGAAUGGGGAUGCUACUGAGGCUCUCGCGCUGUUCAAGAGGAUGGUGGGGGAGGGCGUUGAUGUGACGGAUGUAUCUGUGCUGGCAGCAUUGCACGCCUGUGGUGAGCUUGGGUAUCUUGAUGAGGGGAGACGUGUCCAUGAGCUACUCAUGAGAAUUGGGCUGGAGUCAAAUGUGUCAGUGAUGAAUGCGCUGAUCACCAUGUACUCCAAGUGCAAGAGGACCGACCUCGCUGCCCAGGUUUUCGAUGAGGUGCGCUACAAGACACGGAUCUCCUGGAACGCCAUGAUCCUCGGGUGCACACAGAAUGGAAGGUCAGAAGAUGCAGUCAGGCUCUUCUCUAGGAUGCAGCUGAAAAAUGUGAAGCCUGAUUCGUUCACUCUCGUCAGUGUCAUUCCUGCACUUGCCGACAUCUCAGAUCCACUGCAGGCAAGAUGGAUCCAUGGUUACUCUAUCAGGAUGCACCUAGAUCAGGAUGUGUAUGUUCUGACAGCCCUUAUUGACAUGUACGCAAAAUGCGGCCGUGUCAGUAUAGCUAGAAGUCUCUUCAACUCAGCAAGGGAGAGGCAUGUUAUCACAUGGAAUGCGAUGAUCCAUGGGUACGGCUCACAUGGUUUUGGCAAGGUUGCAGUUGAGCUGUUUGAAGAGAUGAAAAGUUCUGGCAGAGUGCCCAACGAGACGACAUUCCUUUCGGUCCUCUCGGCAUGCAGUCAUGCUGGUUUGGUUGAUGAAGGGCGGAAAUAUUUUUCGAGCAUGAAGGAGGACUAUGGGCUUGAACCUGGGAUGGAGCACUAUGGUACCAUCGUGGAUCUUCUUGGCCGAGCUGGGAAGCUAGAUGAAGCAUGGUCUUUUAUCCAAAAGAUGCCUACGGAUCCUGGCAUUAGUGUUUACGGUGCAAUGUUAGGCGCUUGCAAGUUGCACAAGAAUGUGGAAUUGGCAGAAGAAUCAGCGCAGAGGAUCUUUGAGCUAGGGCCAGAUGAAGGUGUGUAUCAUGUCCUCCUAGCUAACAUUUAUGCAAAUGCUUCAAUGUGGAAGGAUGUUGCAAGGGUUAGAACUGCUAUGGAGAAGAAAGGCCUCCAAAAGACUCCUGGAUGGAGUAUUGUGCAGCUCAAGAAUGAGAUUCAUACCUUCUAUUCUGGAAGCACAAAUCACCAGCAGGCAAAGGACAUUUAUGCAAGGUUGGCUAAGCUAAUAGAAGAGAUCAAAGCUGUGGGGUAUAUGCCGGACACUGAUUCUAUACAUGAUGUAGAAGAUGAUGUCAAGGCACAGUUACUCAACACCCACAGCGAGAAACUUGCCAUUGCAUAUGGACUCAUCCGCACAUCCCCUGGUACAACAAUUCAGAUAAAGAAGAACCUCCGCGUCUGUAACGACUGUCACAAUGCAACCAAGUUAAUAUCUCUGGUGACAGGACGGAAAUAAUCAUGAGAGAUAUUCAACGAUUUCACCAUUUUAAGGAUGGUAAAUGUUCAUGUGGAGACUACUGGUAGUGAAGUGUUGAAGGCAGUCUGAAUAUGGAUUUUGAGAUGAUAAAACUUCGCACAGCUACUAUACAACAAUGAACUCCACUGCCACUUUGAGUGCAUUAAUAGAUGCCAGGUUCAUCAGGCUUGUUGAUGACCAUGUUGGUUCCCCUCCAGCCAGAUCCGAUACUCCCCGGAACACAAUCACAGCGCAAUAAAUUUUGUGUCCUCGCAAGGAAACUGGAUUUAAAGAUGACCAGAUUCCAGUUUUUAUCUGUAUCUGCAGUUCUGCACUCACCAGUAUUGCAACAUGAAAUGGGGAAUUAAAGCUAAUUACAGUAGGAGGGUACCUUCCAUGUCCAAGCGCCUGUAUAAGCAACUAACUUGGGGACACUGACAUCUCCAAAUGACAUUGAAUCAUUAGAGCUGCCUGCUGUGCCAUAAUGGACAAUACCAGACACGGUAAAGACAUCGAGGAGAGUUUGUACAGUGACAGCUGCAUUCAACUGGAAUAACAAAGAAACAGUGGUUACGGGAAAGCCGAAAGCGAUUCGGAUCAGAAACGGGUGGCGGAGACUCACCGUAGAGGUCAACGAAAGGCUGGACACGCCAAGGCCUGAAGUAGCCGGAGGCCUGGAGCGCGGUGUCCUCGGCGACGUACGACAUGACGAGACCAAUGGACGGGCCGUGCCUGUUCGCCCUGUCGACCUGCUGCCGCACCCGGUCCAUCCCGGCCAGCGCCGGCAGGGCCGUCGUUGACGAGCUGGCCAGCAAGCAGAGCAGCAGGACCAGCGGCAGGCGGGAGAGCUCCAUGGCCAUGGCUGGCGUGGACAGGGAGCAAGCAAGCCAGCAAGGAGCAAACUCAGAAGCACAACGGUACGAGAGGAUGGAUGGGGCAGUUUAAUUAGCUCCGCCGGUCUCUGGUCCGCGAUGGUGAUUGGGUUGUGUUGGGUUGGUGGAGAACGUGAUGAGCGUGCUCCCAUUUUUUAUACUCGGAUGUGAUUCCGGAUGUCUCUGUCCAAGGAUUUGGGCCACCAAGCAAAAUCACGUGUUGAAUGUUGUACUGGGAAAAACAUGGCAAAACAGAGGAGGGAUAUUCAUAGUUUUUA
This is a messenger RNA of Triticum urartu, 3334 nucleotides long. RefSeq names its product Pentatricopeptide repeat (PPR) superfamily protein (gene CRR22). Gene Ontology annotation, molecular function: zinc ion binding; protein binding; RNA binding. Gene Ontology annotation, biological process: RNA modification. The record is from RefSeq and is a predicted model, not a curated record. NCBI's taxonomy places the organism in Eukaryota, Viridiplantae, Streptophyta, Magnoliopsida, Poales, Poaceae.